GUGCUCGCCUCGACCGCCAGGGGCGCGCGGCCUCCGCGGCUCUCUAGCCCGCCAGCGGGCCAUCUAUGGUUUCCGGAGGCCUCGCCGGAAGCCCCGAGCGCGGCGGUUGGAGGCCGGAAGUUGCGUCCUCACUGCUCGCCGUUUCAAGAUGCUGCCGCGGCCUUAGGGCCUGUGCCUGACGCCCCCUCCCCCCGCCCGGCGGGGGAGCGACGGACGCGGUGGCCGCGAGAUUUAUCAACAGACUGCAGCUUCUUCACUGCCAAAAUGACAUCAUUUUCCACCUCUGCCCAGUGUUCAACAUCUGACAGUGCUUGCAGGAUCUCUCCAGAACAAAUCAAUCAGGUACGACCAAAACUGCCACUUCUGAAGAUUUUGCAGGCAGCAGGUGCACAAGGUGAAAUGUUCACUGUUAAAGAGGUCAUGCACUAUCUAGGCCAGUACAUAAUGGUGAAGCAGCUUUAUGACCAGCAGGAGCAGCAUAUGGUAUACUGUGGUGGAGAUCUUUUGGGAGAACUACUAGGACGUCAGAGCUUCUCCGUAAAAGAUCCAAGCCCUCUCUAUGAUAUGCUAAGAAAGAAUCUUGUCACUUUAGCCACUGCUUCUACAGAUGCCGCUCAGACUCUCGCUCUCGCACAGGAUCACAGUAUGGAUAUUCCAAGUCAAGACCAACUGAAGCAAAGUGCAGAGGAAAGUUCCAAUUCCAGGAAAAGAAUUGAAGAAGGGAAUAUUCCUACACUGUCUACCUCACAGCAUAAAUGCAAAAAUUCUAGAGAAGAUGAAGACUUGAUAGAAAAUUUAACUCCAGAUGAGACGUCUAGGCUGGACCUUGGGUUUGAGGAGUGGGAUGUGGCCGGCCUGCCUUGGUGGUUUUUAGGAAACUUAAGAAACAACUAUACCCCUAGAAGUAAUGGCUCAACUGAUUUACAGACAAAUCAGGAUAUAGGUACUGCUGUUGUUUCAGACACCACGGAUGACUUGUGGUUUUUGAAUGAGUCAGUGUCAGAGCAGUUUGGUGUUGGAAUAAAAGUUGAAGCUGCCGAUACCGAACAAACAAGUGAAGUAGGGAAAGUGCGAGACAAAAAGGUGAUUGAAGUGGGGAAAAAUGAUGACCUGGAGGACUCGAAGUCCUUAAGUGAUGACACUGAUGUAGAAGUUACCUCUGAGGAUGAGUGGCAGUGUACUGAGUGCAAGAAAUUUAACUCUCCAAGCAAGAGGUACUGUUUUCGUUGCUGGGCCUUGAGGAAGGAUUGGUAUUCAGAUUGUUCUAAGUUAACCCAUUCUCUUUCCACAUCUGAUAUCACUGCCAUACCCGAAAAGAAGGAAAAUGAAGGAAUUGAUGUCCCUGAUUGCCGAAGAACCAUUUCAGCUCCAGUUGUUAGACCUAAAGAUGUAUAUAUAAAGGAAGAAAACCCCAAACUUUUUGAUCCCUGCAAUUCAGUGGAAUUCUUGGAUUUGGCUCACAGUUCUGAAAGCCAAGAGACCAUAUCAAGCAUGGGAGAACAAUCAGAUAACCUUUUUGAACAGAGAACAGAUACAGAAAACAUGGAGGAUUGCCAGAAUCUCCUGAAGCCAUGUAGCCUAUGUGAGAAAAGACCACGAGAUGGGAACAUUAUUCAUGGGAGGACAGGUCAUCUUGUUACUUGUUUUCACUGUGCCAGAAGAUUAAAGAAGGCUGGGGCUUCGUGCCCUAUUUGCAAGAAAGAGAUUCAGUUGGUUAUCAAGGUUUUUAUAGCAUAGCUGAAUCAAUGAAUUGUAGAUAAAUAUUAAUGAGGCCAGAGGAUAUCUCAAAACGUCAGUAUUGACCAUCUCUACUGAGUGCGACCCGUUGCUUCUGUUGAUUUAUUCAUCUAAACAUCUGUGUUCCAGGACAUAUUUGCUUCUAAACCUACAUGGAAUUUGAGAAGGAGUUCUUUAGAACUAGGUUAUCAGUUUGGGGGCUCCAUUAACAAUAUGAAAAGAUAUGUUAAUCACUUCAUUCUCCGUCAAAGAUGAGGAUCCUAGGAGGGAGAAGCUACCAGUACAAACAAAAAUUGAUUCAUCGAUUUACCAGGUUACUUAAAGAGUAAUCAUUUCUUUAGUUGAUUUUAUUCCCUACUCUUCUUUUCUAUUAGGGAAUGUUCUUAGGCAUCAAAAUGCAAGGUUGCUAUUAGAAAAAUAUAAAAGCUACCAAUGAAAAACCUUAAUUUGAUUAGUCAAGCUACAUAGUAUGUAGAUCACUUGAUGUUGCGAUCAGGCUGCAUGAUUCAGAGAAGCUAAAAGAGAAGUCUUAAAAAAUGAGAUUUCUUCCAUGUAUGCCUAGAAAAAUUACAUCAAACAUUUUUGUGAACAUAUCCCUAAAAGAAUUUUGAGAAAGUAUAUGUAAUCUUUUGCACAUGUAAAAAAUUGAGGUAUAUUAGCAAACAGUCAAGUGUUCCUUUCUGCUGGGUUGUAGACAUCUAAAUAACCACCCAAAAUAAGCUACAGAGCGUCUCUGUUACUGCACAAUUUUUCCUGUGCCCUCCACUGUUUCAUGGCUCUCACCCUAGAUUACUUUUCCUUUUGCACAGGUUUAAUUUAGCAUCUAGAUUUUUUAAACAAAUUUAAGUACUUAGGAUAUACUAUCCAGUAUAUUCUAUAUGUGCUUUAAAGAUAUUUUUAUCAAAGCCUGGGAGCUGUAGAUUUAGCUGAUUAAAUUUAUAGACAAAAGUCCUGGCAUAAAUUGGCAAAGCCUAUUCUUAUUAUAAAAUUAAUCAGCCAAAUUAGACUUCACUUUCAGUCAGAAAAUAUUUGAAUUUAUUUUUGAUUCAAAUAAAUGUAUUAACAUAUGUCUCUGGCACAGCCUUGUGAAUUGCAGUUCUAAGAAAGAAAGAUAAGGCACAGAAUUUUUAACCAAAGCGCUCUUUGCUUUACUCUGUCCUCACUCUUGAGAGUCCUCUGGGGGUUUUAUCCUUUCAUUUGAUGCCUCUAGAGAUUUUUUACACUCUGAGGCAGUGCCUCAUAAAAAGAUUCUAGAUGGGUGAGAGGCAGCCUUUUGAAAAUAGGGAGUAUGGCUGUUAUGAAAAGGAAAUACAGAAAUGGUCGAUCUGAAGAGGGCUCAUCUGAGCACGUAAAUCUUAGGACAUUACGUAUGGAAAUUAAAGAUCUUUAAAUUGAUAUCCUGUGUCAUUUUGAAGACCAAGGCCCUAGAAUUAUCAAAUUUAAAGAUCAUAAUAGUUUCCUGGAUUGCUUGUUAAAACUCCUAACUCACACCUUCCCCCGCCCCCCAACACACACAGACUUUGAUCCCCAAGGUCUGGCCAGGGAUUUUCAUUUUAACGAAUUUCUAGACGCUGACCACACUUUUGGAAUCCCUGCCCUAGAAGGAAGGGUUUUUUCAGGUACAGAAAGUAGAACAAGAUCCCUUUACUUAGCUUCGUAUUUAAUUUCUAGAGGGAAAGAUUUGUUAGAGAAUUUUAAAACUAGACUGCACUCAUAUAGUCAACCCCUUUUAUUUUGCACGUGAGGUAAAGUGGCCCCUAAGUCACAGCUAGUGAUAGGGCUAGUACUAGAGUCCCAGUCUCUUGUCAGUCAGUCUUUAAACUGUACUUGCUUCCUUCUCAUUACUUGUAAGUAUUUAAAUGCUGGUGCUUCUUGAAUCUUGGACAACUCAUAACCUUAAAAUAUUGCAGUGUAUGUCUUGGAGCCAGAAUAGGACUUUAGAGAGAACAGUUAACUUUGACUCUUUCUUUCUCCCCCAAGAGAAGAGGCCCAGCAAGUGUCAGGCCUUCUUAUAUAAUCGGAUAACUUAUUUCUGCCACUAGGAGGGCAGGUAACAGGGGCAAGGAGCUUGAACCAUUUUCUGCAGCAUUGCUCCUUCUUGGGAAAUAAGGCUCAUAUCUCUGGCUCUCUCCGGGCAUCACGGACAAGGGCUCCUUUCCCUCAGUAAGUAGAACCAGUCUUUUGAGUUCAGUGUUUUGUUAGACUGUGGUAAAUGCUCUGAAACUUCAGAGAGUUAAAUUACUUUCCUCCGUAUUUCCCCUUAGUGCUACACUCUUCAUAACAGCUUGAUAGCCCUCAAUUUUGUUUUAUUUUUGCCAGUCAGAUGCUUUUUGCAAGCGAUAACUUAAGGGGUGGGGGCAGGGAGAGUUGGACAUCUGCGCUUGUACCUUAUGAUUCCUCUUAUGUAAAGGUGCGGGUUUUUUUAGAAAAUUAAGAAAAAAUUUUUAAAUUUUAUUUGUGUUUAUAAUAUUUAAUGCUAAUUUUGGCAUAUCCUUGCCUAGCACAGAGUCCUCUCAUGCUACUGAGCUUUCCUCUUUUUCCCUUUUGCUCCCCUGGGUUUUUCAUUAGCACUAAGUACUUUGCUUAGAAAAAAUCUGCACCUUUGAGCUGAAUCUCAUCUUUACCUGCAGGAAACUUUAAACCAUCUUCUCCGUCUCUUUUCACUUUUGCUCUUUUUUCAAUGCCGCUGCGGUACAGAUGUGUUUUACUCACUGCCACUAAAGGAAGACAUAGUUUGUAUGUGAGGUCUUCAUAGUACUGCUCUGAGAUAAAGAAACCCUUGGCUUCCAGACACUACCAUUUAUUGUGCUUAAGGUGGCCAUGUGCUCUGGUUUUCCGGGGACAGUGCUAGUUUACUCUUACUUUUCAGCAUCCCUUCCAGUUUACCUAGUCUCCCCCCAUGAACUCUCAGAUGUCUUCAUUUGUACCUUAAAUUAUAUGGUCUUCCUAGUUAUAGGUAAGCCAUGCUUCACUUGAAAUCUUUUUGGUUUUUGAGGUAUAAUUGACACACAACAUUGUGUUAGUUCCAGGUGUAGCACGCAGUGAUUCAGUAUUUGUAUCCACUGAGAAAUAAUUACAAUAAGUCAGGUUCACAUCCGUCACCAUACGUAGCUCCAGAAUUUUUUUUCUUGUGAUGAGAACUUUUAAUGUCUGUUCUCCUAGAAACUUUCAAAUAUACAAUGCAGUGUUAUUAAUUAUAGUCACCACGCCUGUACAUUUCAUCCCCAGGACU
Equus quagga is the source of this 4969-nucleotide messenger RNA. RefSeq names its product MDM4 regulator of p53 (gene MDM4). The record is from RefSeq and is a predicted model, not a curated record. Gene Ontology annotation, biological process: protein ubiquitination; negative regulation of apoptotic process; regulation of cell cycle. NCBI's taxonomy places the organism in Eukaryota, Metazoa, Chordata, Mammalia, Perissodactyla, Equidae. Gene Ontology annotation, cellular component: nucleus. The transcript has 11 exons. Gene Ontology annotation, molecular function: ubiquitin-protein transferase activity. Bases 265 to 1737 code for a protein of 490 amino acids.